Messenger RNA from Necator americanus (New World hookworm), 957 nucleotides. RefSeq lists its product as uncharacterized. Bases 1 to 957 code for a protein of 318 amino acids. The record is from RefSeq and is a predicted model, not a curated record. The transcript has 11 exons. NCBI's taxonomy places the organism in Eukaryota, Metazoa, Nematoda, Chromadorea, Rhabditida, Ancylostomatidae.
AUGCUUGACUACGAUGACAAGGAAGUAAAAGUACAAAAAACAAACAUUCAAGAAAUUGAUAAGAAUAAGAUGGCUCUUGCAAGGGCGAAGGUAAAAAAGGCAAAAGAUGCAAGGCAACAGGCUAAGCUGGAGGAAAAAAAUUGGGUGGAAUUCCGAAAACUGCAAGUGCUCUACGACUGUCGCCCGAAAUCUCGAGCUGCUUCACGGCGGGAAGACGAUUCGUUUCCUCGACGUCGCCGUGGUGUUUCUAUGGGUUUCGGCGAGCGAAAAGCUUAUUUUCUCGCAAUACGCCCAAACCCUCACUACGCGACAUGGUUUGGAAAGAAGAAAAAUUGGCAGAACAAGGACAAGCAAAAGAAAGAUAAGAAGCCACGAGAAAAAUGUAGAUCAAAGCCAAGCUCGUCUGCCACUGCGUCUCCUCAACAACAGGCGAAUGUCGUCGUUGAGGCAACAACUGCUAUCAUAGGGUCAGAAGAUGACGAUGCAGCUAUGGAGAAGAAAGGUAAUCAUGCUCUCAAUCCACUUGUGAACGGAAUCCCGUUUUGGACAGUUCCAGAGGAAGAAGAGGAACCUAAUGAAGAAGACCUCCCAAUCGACCGGGAGCUGAUUGAAAAAGUUUUGGAUGGUACUUUUAACAUUGCAUCAAACACACUGGAACGGAAACGAUUUGAUCCGUACUCGGAAACGGAGUCUUUUAAGAAGCUCGAUAAAUUUUUUACGAGGGAGCUAAUAAUCGGAGAUACAGUCAAAACGGUCAUUAAUCUGUUGGAAGAGCCGAACGAGAACAGGAAAACGGAAUCAAGUAGAAAACGUCUUGUAACGUGGGGCACUAAAGUCCUGGUGUCUAUGUUCGAUGUCAACAAUCGCAAAGUGACAGUGCCGGAAAAUCUGCAACUUGAGCCUCUAAAGGAUGUUGUACGCACUCCAACAACAAAUACAGUAACAAAAGAAAUCUAA